AUGAGCUUCACCCAAUUCGAUGGCACUGCGGCCUUCUCUGGCGGUGGCUUCAUGCCCCCUCAGGCCACCCAGACCGCCGACCCCUCUUUCAAUACCUCCAAGAAUCGUGACGUUCAGACAUUGCUGCCACUUAGUGUGAAGCAGAUAAAGGAUGCAUUUGUCUCAGCAAAUGAAAAAUCAGAAUUUGUUAUUGACGGUGUUGACGUGAACAAUGUUACACUUGUGGGGAUGGUCCGUGACAAAGUUGGAAGAAUUACGGAUGUUGCUUUCAUUCUUGACGAUGGGACUGGACGGUUGGAUUGUAACAAGUGGUUUGAUGAAGCAAUAGACGCAAAUGAAAUGGAAAGAAUCUUGGAUGGAAUGUAUGUCCGGGUUCAUGGACGCUUGAAGAGCUUUCAGGGCAAAAAGACCUUAAAUGUCUUCUCUAUUAGGCCUGUGAAUGACUAUAAUGAGAUUGCAAGCCACUUCAUUGAGUGUAUAUACGUCCAUGUCUACAACAGCAGGUUACAGAAAGCACAUGUUGAUGUUGGCGUCACUACUCAACCACAUAUGACAAUCCCAACAAAUCAGUUUUCUGGCCAAUAUAGCUUCGAUGGACAGAGUAGCACUGAAAUAAAGGUCUUAGAAAUUUUGAGCCAGCCUUCAUAUCUUGCAAGGGAAGAGGGGGCACACCUUGAUGAUAUAGCCCGACAACUGAAAAUUCCAGUGAAUGAUCUCAUGUUAGCUGUUGAUAAUCUAGUACAGGAAGGCAAAGUUUACUCAACAGUUGAUGACUUUCACUUCAAAUCAACUGCCAAUGCUUAA
Prunus armeniaca (apricot) is the source of this 804-nucleotide messenger RNA. NCBI's taxonomy places the organism in Eukaryota, Viridiplantae, Streptophyta, Magnoliopsida, Rosales, Rosaceae. The record is from the annotation of a GenBank genome assembly.